AUGGCAUUGUGUCUGGCACGACCUGGGUCCCACCCUCAUAUUGAUGUGUCAAUAGCAAAGCGCGAUAACCCACUUACUUCUCUUUUAUCGGUGCUGUCAGGUGCGCUUGGGGUUGGAGGCAACAAUUCGGAAUUGGACUCGGAAACGCCUAAUCCUCAAGGAAGCGGUAGGCCCCGGGCGAACGCAGCAUUGGAAAGAACACUGACGCACUAUGCUGGAUACGCUGAAGCGACCUAUGAACUGACCGGAAAGCCAUGGAGCUGCCAGACAUGCCAGAAGCCAGAAUUCCAAGGAACUAUCGUCGAUGUCUACUGGGAGAACGCCAUUAACGGCAGCACCGGGUAUAUCGCUCACAAUCCAAAAGAGAAGCUUAUCGUCAUCUCGUUCCGUGGUUCUAAGGAGCUGAGCGAUUGGAGAGAUUCACUCAAUAUUGACCUGGUUCCAUGGCCUGCAAGCAUCCCUGGGUCUCAGGUAAUGGCAGGUGUUCAUGAAGGGUACGCGUCACUCGAACCUCGGAUCAUUCCCUAUGUUGCUAGCCUCGCGGAGCGGUAUCCUGACUAUGCAAUACUCGCUACUGGGCAUUCAUUAGGCGGGGCCCGCGCAUCAUUGUGCGCACUGGAUCUCAGCAUCCAGCAUCCACAACUAGUGAGCAGACUACGCUUAUACACGUAUGGAAUUCCAAAGCUAGGCAACUCUGAGUUUGCUAAUGCAAUCAGCAGGCUUGGGAUUCCCGCUUAUCGUGCCGUGAACCGAGGUGAUUUGGCUCCACACCUUCCAAUCGGUUUGUCAGAUUAUGUGCACUUUGGCACAGAGGCUUGGAUUAGAGACAGUGGCGUUACGGUUUGUAAUGGGCCUACGAGUGGCCAGUGUUCAGACACCCUGCCGCCACUCAGCCUCAACCUGGUCGACCACUCUAGUUACCCUGGCAUGGUGUAA
Molecule: messenger RNA, 936 nt
Organism: Linderina pennispora
Lineage: Eukaryota; Fungi; Kickxellomycota; Kickxellomycetes; Kickxellales; Kickxellaceae
Product: alpha/beta-hydrolase
Exons: 2
Coding region: 1-936 (311 amino acids)
Biological process (GO): lipid metabolic process
Source: RefSeq, a predicted model, not a curated record